This is a messenger RNA of Cherax quadricarinatus, 1161 nucleotides long. NCBI's taxonomy places the organism in Eukaryota, Metazoa, Arthropoda, Malacostraca, Decapoda, Parastacidae. The record is from RefSeq and is a predicted model, not a curated record.
GACACUCACACAGUCAGUGUUGUGUUUCUAAGUCCUCCCUACAACAUUGUCAGUGUCUCGCUCCUCAUGAGUCCUCUUUUGCGUAUGGUGGUGAUUGUGGUGGCGCUGACAGCAGCUGGUGGUGGUGGUGUUGGUAUAAGUCCAUCACAGUGGAUCUCCACCAACCAUGACCUCCUGUCGGCCCUCACUCACUCUACCCUCGACCUCGACUACCUUAACCAGCCUGACCUCUUGACUUCUCUACACGACCUCACCUUGACUUCCCUCGGAAGACUUCAUCAUUCCGACGUCAACCUGACCAUCCCUGAUGCCGUAACCUCUCCUAACAUAAGUAUGACCUCGCCUCGCCCUCGCAAGAGGAGGUACAGCAUAGCCUUUCAAACCCCAGGCUAUAUUGAGCUCGAGCUGAAGUUGCUGGUUCCCUUGAUGCGAGUCUACGCAUCUGACAACAUCAACCUGGAGAUUCCCUUUGCCUACGAAAUGGAAAUCCCGGAGAAACCUAAAGGCGCAGCCAAAGAAGAAAAGGAGGAGAGUGUUGAGCAUUUCGAGGAGGCGGUGGGCGCUAUGCCAACGACAUUGAGGGUCUCAUAUCUAUUAACUUCAAACUGUAUCUGUGGGCAAGUGAAUAUUGUAGAGGAAGUGUCUGGUAUUGACAGGAUGGGUGUGGACGGCGGAGGUUGCGUCAGGAAGGCACUGUGUGAGCUGGCAGCCACACCAUCCUUGAGUCCCGAGGGUCUGGCCGGAGAGAUUGUUAACCUCGUCGUCAAACACCUGAGUAACCAGAGUCUGAACCUGACGACGAAUGAAGAAACGGAAGAAAACUUAGAAGAAAUGAAGGAGAAUGAGAGCGGAAGUAAGAAGCAAGAAGAGAAGAACUUGGAUGAGGAAUUUGAUAGUGAGGCAGGAAGGGAGAAUGGGGAAGAGGCAGAGAGCGAUGAGAAGAGGAAGAAAGAGAGGAGGUGGAAGAGAACCAAGAGGGACUACGCAUCAGCUAGUUACCACGGCAAGACUGGUGGUGACUGCUGGGAGGCCUUCCCUGAGUGUCCAGUCUCUCUGCACCAGUUAAUGCUUAGAACAUGACCAUUCCCCUACCAUCACCAACCAUUCCCCUACCAUCACCAACCAUUCCCCUACCAUCACCAACCAUUCCCCUACCAUCAC